AAAACAGUGUUAUAAUGAUUUUGGUCGGGCAGAAAGAUUAAAACUUAUGUCUAGCUGAGGUGGCGAGAUCUGAGACGUUGAAACGGAGAAAAUCAACGGCGACCGUUCCUCCGUCCUAGACCUAACCACUAUCUUACCUUCGAUAGAGACAACACGAAGACAAUGACGCUAAACAUGGCGAAUACGGUGGCCGGUUUAUCUCCGGUUAUCGCUCCAAUUUAUUGUCCGAUUACCAACCGGAAGCCAAUCAGUUUCUACAAGCCGCAUCUUCUCUCGUACAAACAAAGCCUUAUAUCGUCUCUACACAGUUCGAGAACUGCUCGCGUGAUAGAGGUGCCACGCAAGCAAAGGAACCGGUCGUGUUCUGUUUGUUGGUCUCUGACUGAUGAAGAAGAAUCAAAGGGUUCCUCAGAGGUUGCUUCGGUAGAUAUUAAACUACCAAGAAGAAGUUUGCUUGUGGAAUUCAGUUGCAACUCAUGCGGAGAAAGAACAAAGCGGCUUAUCAAUCGGCUGGCCUAUGAACGUGGCCUUGUCUUUGUCCAGUGUGGUGGAUGUCUUCAGCAUCAUCAACUGGUUGACAAUCUCGGUCUCAUUGUUGAGUACGACUUCCGCCAAGAAACCUCUAAGGAUUUGGGUAUCGAUCAAGUUUGAUAAAGCUUGAAUCAGUUUUGUUCUUUUUUAUCUCAGAUAUGUUAUGAUAACAAGUAAAGCUAUGUUCCACAAAGAAUACAACAGAAGAAAAGUAUUAUUUUUGAAUUAA
Molecule: messenger RNA, 760 nt
Organism: Brassica napus (rape)
Lineage: Eukaryota; Viridiplantae; Streptophyta; Magnoliopsida; Brassicales; Brassicaceae
Product: mitochondrial protein import protein ZIM17
Exons: 4
Coding region: 163-651 (162 amino acids)
Biological process (GO): protein folding; protein stabilization; protein import into mitochondrial matrix
Cellular component (GO): mitochondrion
Molecular function (GO): protein-folding chaperone binding; zinc ion binding
Source: RefSeq, a predicted model, not a curated record